AGCCCGGCAGCAGCGCAGCGGGGCACGGCAGGGCGCAGGCCCCCAGCAGCGCAGCGCUCCGCUCCCCUCCGCGCCCGCCCAGCCAGCCCCACCGACGGACUCGCGGCUCCGUGGCGGCCAUGGAGCACCGCGGCGCCUCCCCGCUCCUCCUCGCCCUCGCCCUCCUCAGCGCCCUCUGCUGGCGGGCGCGGGCGCUGCCCCCGCGGGGGGCCGCCUUCCCCCCCAUCCCGCGAUUGGGAAACAGAAUGCCAUUCGAUGGAGCCAGUGAACCUGACCAUGCCCAUGGGUCACUAAAGUCUGAAUCAGACAUUUUGCAGAACACACUACCUGAAAAUGAGAAAUUCUAUUUUGAUCUGUCCAGAAUUAUUGAUAGAAAUGCAAGGCAUGCUGAUGGAAUUUUCACCAGUGUCUACAGCCAUCUUUUGGCUAAACUUGCUGUGAAGAGAUAUCUGCAUUCGCUUAUUAGAAAACGAGUUAGCUCCCAGGACAGUCCUGUCAAACGCCACUCUGACGCUGUCUUCACUGACAACUACAGCCGCUUUCGAAAGCAAAUGGCUGUGAAGAAAUACUUAAACUCAGUUUUAACAGGAAAGAGAAGCCAGGAAGAGCUAAACCCCGCUAAACUUCGAGAUGAAGCAGAACUUCUUGAACCUUCCUUUUCAGAAAACUAUGAUUCUGUAGAUGAGCUGCUGAGCCACCUCCCACUGGACCUCUGAAGGACACCUGGUAAAGUCUAUGACAAGAACAAGCUAUUUUUGAGUUCCACAUAGUAUUUCAAAGAGAUGAAUUUAGUCAUCAAACCAAAACAAAUAUGUUGUGAAGUGAAAGUUGUGAUAUAUUUGUUUCUUAUGUAAUAAAAGUUGAUAUUUACAUUGUAAAUAUUACUCUAGAGUUCUCUACUGAAAGCUGUACAUAUGGAUGCCAGUUUAACUCAUGAGAAGUCUGUGAGUCCAUAUGCUGUA
Molecule: messenger RNA, 962 nt
Organism: Gymnogyps californianus (California condor)
Lineage: Eukaryota; Metazoa; Chordata; Aves; Accipitriformes; Cathartidae
Gene: VIP
Product: vasoactive intestinal peptide
Exons: 7
Coding region: 120-716 (198 amino acids)
Biological process (GO): positive regulation of epinephrine secretion; phospholipase C-activating G protein-coupled receptor signaling pathway; regulation of protein localization
Cellular component (GO): neuron projection; perikaryon; extracellular region
Molecular function (GO): neuropeptide hormone activity; peptide hormone receptor binding
Source: RefSeq, a predicted model, not a curated record